UUGUGGCUGGUCCAUUCAAAGCGCGCUAGCAAGGCUCUCCCAGCCUACCUUCCUCUAGCCCCAACAUCCUUCCCCCAUUUCCUCCUUCCCCCCCCCCUCCUUCUCCUGCUGCUCCUCCCCCUGCCUCACACGCAGCUUGCCUUCGUUCAUCGGCGCGCGCCUGUUGAUUGAGCACACGCACACACGCAUCUCCCCAUGUCCGAUAGCUAUCAGCCCCUCGGCGACUCGGCACAGCCGCCCCAAUACGGGGAAACCGUCCCGCAAACCUCCUACUAUGAUAAGGAGGUCGGCUUCGGUGCCCAGCCCGAUCAGUUCAACGAUCCCGUCCUUUCUUCGGCGCCCGAUGAUCUGGAGGCCGGAGCCCCGGCAGUCGGGGCCCAGCGCUCUGAGAGCCGCUUCGACACCACCCUCGGUCUUCCCCUUGGCGCUGAGGCGGCUCUUUGUUACAUCUUUGGCUGUUUGACUGGUGCCUUCUUCCUUAUCUGCGAGCGGAAGAACGACUAUGUCCGGUUCCAUGCUUGGCAGAGCUGUAUUACCUUCGGCAUUAUGCUGCUCAUCCACCUUAUCUUCAUUUGGUCGAUUUUCAGCCUGAUCCUCAUUGCCUUCGAUCUGAUGCUCAUCAUCUUCCUGAUGUACAUGGCUCACGCCCAUGCUGACGCCCUGCAUCGGUUCAAGAUCCCGCUGAUUGGUGCCCUCGCCGAGAAGUGGGUUGACGAGGAGUAAUCGCUCCUACUUUCCGCGCUCGCCGCGAACCUGCCCAGCCCCUUCCCCCGCCUGAUCCCCCUCUCUCGCCUCCUGUAAACUAUACCCCCCCCCAAAAAAAAACAAGCCCCCAAAGAGUGCGCACACGACAAAGAGGACGGUGAAACACUAGCAAAGACUUGUUUGCUCCUUCAUUUUUCUGGUCGCCUCUCUUUUCUCUGAGAGCGCCGACACAAAGCACACACAGGGGCAUAUGCGCCACAUCUACAUGUUUAGGGGGAGGGGGGGGGGGAGGCGCAUAUGCAUGCGCGCGCGUGGCCCUGCUCAACUCCAGAGAGCGGACGGAGGACAGGGUCAUACCCGGAGAGACAGAGAGAGAGGGAGAG
Molecule: messenger RNA, 1088 nt
Organism: Fonticula alba
Lineage: Eukaryota; Rotosphaerida; Fonticulaceae
Exons: 4
Coding region: 196-723 (175 amino acids)
Source: RefSeq, a predicted model, not a curated record